Messenger RNA from Mytilus trossulus (common blue mussel), 984 nucleotides. Its product is annotated as caspase-3-like. The transcript has 4 exons. The coding region runs from base 29 to 973 and encodes 314 amino acids. Gene Ontology annotation, molecular function: cysteine-type endopeptidase activity. Gene Ontology annotation, biological process: proteolysis. NCBI's taxonomy places the organism in Eukaryota, Metazoa, Mollusca, Bivalvia, Mytilida, Mytilidae. The record is from RefSeq and is a predicted model, not a curated record.
AAAAUCGGCAUCUCCAAAAGGUAAAUGCAUGGACUCAGCAGGCGAAGGUGAAUAUACGUGUAACAACAUAUUCAGAGGUUUGGCUAUUAUAAUCUGCAAUGAAAAUUUCAAAGAACCUAAUAAACCCCGCCGCUGUUGUGAUGAUGAUUUACAGCUAACGAAGGAGACAUUUUCGAAAUUACAAUUUUUAGUGAUGGCUUUCAAAGAUUUGACAGGAAGACAGAUAGGCUUGGUUUUCGAUAUUGCCGCAGGACAAGAGGAGUUCCAUAUGAAAUCAGACUGCUUUGCCUGUGUUGUUGCAAGUCAUGGAAACGAGCGAUAUAGACCUGUUGAUGACAAAAAGCCACCUGGGUUGUAUUUCAGAGACCACUGUGUCUAUGGAAUAGACAAUGAACCAGUCGCAACAAAACAGAUUGUUAAAAAGUUCUCUGAAGUUACAUCCCUUGAAAAUAAACCUAAGCUUUUCUUUAUACAGGCUUGUCGUAUUGUCCCGAACGGGAUAUGUUCUAUAGACGAAGGACAUACUGUAAGUGUAGACCCCUCAAAUUUCCAAGACGAAGUGAUAUUAAAAAAUGCAGAUGAUAUUCCGGAACCAAGCUUUUUCGAUAGAUUAUUAGGAAGAAAAACCAAUACAAUGGACACCCCAAAGAUAAUCCGUGUUCUUGAUCCACCAUGCGAAGAUGAUUGUCUCAUUGUUUAUUCAUCUAACUCAGAAAAGGAGUCUUACGGGAGGCAUGCUAGUUAUAUAAAUGGUGGUUGGAUGUUAAUAUCUUUAUAUAAUGCAGUGGACAAAUAUUUGCAGGCUCUACACAUUAACAUGAUAAACCGUAUCGAUAUAAUAGAUGUUUUAUAUGAGAUGACAAGUUACGUUGCCAAGAGAAUGGAAGUAUAUUCAAAAGAAACUGCUUAUCAAAAGCGUAAGGCAGCUAUAGUUUUCGAACACUGUUUUCACAGAGAGUUAUUUUUCAAAUAGUUGAAUUUCAA